AUGGCUUCCUCGCUGCAGACGGAACAGAAGAAUGCGAAUUUCAGAGGAGAGAAGGACUGCAGUGUUUCGCUCCCCUGUCGCAACCAGCAGCCGUCCGCCACGCCCCGUCGCCCACGCCCUUCCCGGCCUUCGCCGCCGCCGCACGCCGCUCGCCCAUGCCCUUUCUCCGCCGCCGCCCCACGCCGCCCGCCGCUCGCCCACGCCCUUCACGCCCCGCCGCCCAGGCCCUUCUCGGCCUCGCUCCUCCUCUAUCGCCGCUGCUCUUCAUCGGUCGGCCAACUUCCUCGAUUCCCACCCCUCCCCACACGAGCGCCUUCCGGUCCUCCUCUCUGUCUGUCUACGUGCUCGAUCUGGAUCCACUCCUUUCUUGGGCCCAGCACAGAGGAGAGCUUGCUGCUGUGGUGGGCGUUGACGGUGGUGAGCCGGGAGCUGGCUAGGAAACAGGGGAACCCUCUGUUCUCUAUUCUUGGUAGAUCAUGUGAAUCCAUCAGGACCUCCGUUUGCAUUCAGGAGCAGGUGAGGAGCGGCACCUUCGUCGGACGGCUACAACCGCGACGGAAGAGAAGGCGGACGCCGUGGGCGCGUGCUUGGAUGAGUGAUGAACAUCUCUCGAGCCGUCCAAUGUUGCAUACGGCAGCUACACCAGAGCCGUUGUCUCGUUUGACCUCACCGCCAUCGUCUCCGCCGACUUCGCCGCAAGACAAUCUCCCAUCGCCUCCGCCGACUUUGCCGGAAGACCAUCAGCCGUCGCCUAGACCUACUUUGGUUCAGUACUAAGUGGCUUCGCACUGAUGCAAGACGAACAGCAGCCGGCUUAGAUGAGUCACUUGAGUGGUGUCUUGAAAACAACAUGAGCAAGACUGGGGUUGAUGGGCAUUUGCGACUGUCCCUUUUUGAUGGAAAUGUUUUUCAGCUGAAUGAAUCCCACCUUGUCAAGCAAAAGAUCAGUGAUCUCGUGCAAGGUCCAAAUGUUACCGUGAUCAUGGCUCUAUAGAAAUGAACAACUGCGACCAGUCAGAUUACGAAAUGUUCAGCCAAUUUGACCAUGUCAGAUGCAGUUUUGCUUGGAGGAGACAUAAUUUGUGCAUUCAACUACAGUUGUUGUUGCGCUCACAGGAGAAAGGACUUAGUUUUGUAUUUCAGGCAUUGAGACAGUCCACUUUCUAAAAGAGGUGGUAUAUUUGUAACCUAACUAUGCCUACGAUCAGCAAGAAAAUCAGUGACUAAACUAUUUCCCUCAAUUAUUACUAUUUUCUUGGUUAA
Messenger RNA from Triticum aestivum (bread wheat), 1263 nucleotides. RefSeq lists its product as uncharacterized. The record is from RefSeq and is a predicted model, not a curated record. Lineage: Eukaryota; Viridiplantae; Streptophyta; Magnoliopsida; Poales; Poaceae. Bases 1 to 777 code for a protein of 258 amino acids. The transcript has 6 exons.